Messenger RNA from Cladophialophora yegresii CBS 114405, 1632 nucleotides. RefSeq lists its product as uncharacterized. Gene Ontology annotation, molecular function: N,N-dimethylaniline monooxygenase activity; NADP binding; flavin adenine dinucleotide binding. The coding region runs from base 1 to 1632 and encodes 543 amino acids. The record is from RefSeq and is a predicted model, not a curated record. The transcript has a single exon. NCBI's taxonomy places the organism in Eukaryota, Fungi, Ascomycota, Eurotiomycetes, Chaetothyriales, Herpotrichiellaceae.
AUGGAUCGGCUCUCCGCUCGUACCAGGACUGGUAGUGUAGGAGCUUCCGUGUCCAAAAUCGCAGUCAUAGGCGCCGGCCCCGUCGGCGUCGCGUGCGCCAAAUAUCUCGUCGCGGAAAAGGCGUUCUCAAAGAUCGACAUAUACGAGCAGCGCGACCGAGUGGGCGGGAUAUGGAACUUAUCUGAGCCCCCGCGGUCAAAGCGUAUACCGAUACCGCAGACGGAUCCGCGGUAUGGCCAUGGCCACCACGAGGACGGGGCAACGUCCUCGGAUCUGAACCACCGCAAAGACGGUGUGGCCGCAUCGGAAGAUCUGCUGGAGUCGUUGGAGUUCGAAUCGCCACUGUACGACUAUCUGGAGACGAAUAUUCCGAAGGAACUAAUGGCGUUCUCUGAUAAGCCCUUUCCAGAGGACGAACCGCUGUUUCCGAGUCAUCCGGCGGUGUUGCAGUAUUUGGAAGAGUACGCCGAUGAUGUGCGGCAUUUGAUCCGGUUCGGCACGGCCGUGAGGGAUGUUCGUCCGGCUGUGGAUCAAGAUACAGAUGGGGGACACGAAAGGCGGGAUUUUACAGACACAGGCAAGGGACACGAAAGAUGGGAUCUCACGGCCCAGGACAUCAGGAGUCACGAAACAGUGAAAGAGAGCUAUGAUGCCGUGGUCGUUGCGAAUGGGCACUACACUAUACCGCACGUGCCUGAUAUCAAGGGCCUUGAGGAGUGGAAUGCCGCGUACCCCGGGGUCAUCAUCCACUCAAAGGCCUACCGACGGCCCGAGGAUUACAGAGACAAAAAGGUGAUAGUGAUCGGGAACUCUGCGUCGGGACUGGACAUUGCUGCGCAGAUUGGGAAGUAUUGUCAGAAGCCAGUCCUGCUCUCGUCGAGGUCAGUAUCGGCCUUUAGAACCUUGCCAGCACGCGGUGGGGACCAAGAAGACGUCGACGAGAUUGUGGAGUUCCUACCACAUGACCCAAACAUGCAGAGAGCCGUGCGCUUUAAGAGCGGGAGGAUAGAAAAGAACAUCGAUGCAGUGGUCUUCGCCACGGGUUAUUUCUAUUCAUAUCCGUUCCUGGCGAACGUGUCCCCCGCAAUCAUCACCGACGGAUUGAGGACAAAAGGCACGUACGAGCAUCUGUUCAGCAUUGACCACCCGACACUGGCGUUCCCUGUGAUCAAUCUCAAGGUGAUCCCUUUCCCACUGUCGCAGAACCAGGCCGCCGUGUUGGCUAGGAUAUGGAGCGGUCGACUCAGAUUGCCUCCUACGCAGGAGAUGCGAGAUUGGGAGCGACAAGUGAUCCGGAAGAACGGUGAUGGGAAGAACUUUCACCUCAAGAGGUUCCCUGAAGACGCGGCUCAAAUCAACGAGCUGUUUGCAUGGGCACUGGAGGCGGAGAGGAAAGAGGGGCUCGAGAAGGAAGGGCUGGGGAAGUUAGGCACCAGUUGGGGUGAACGGCAGGUGUGGAUGAGGUCGAGGUUUCCUGAUAUCAAGGCUGCGUACGCGGCGAAGGGCGAGGACAGGGUCACGGUUAGGAGGAUCGAGGAGCUCGGGUUUGACUUUGAUAGAUGGCGGGAACAUGCUGAGGACAAAGACUUGGACAUGUUUCAACGUGCCAAAUGUGCCCAGGCGAAGAGGUAG